Molecule: messenger RNA, 2586 nt
Organism: Pungitius pungitius (ninespine stickleback)
Lineage: Eukaryota; Metazoa; Chordata; Actinopteri; Perciformes; Gasterosteidae
Gene: creld1b
Product: protein disulfide isomerase Creld1
Exons: 11
Coding region: 305-1513 (402 amino acids)
Molecular function (GO): calcium ion binding
Source: RefSeq, a predicted model, not a curated record
AGGCUUCAGCUGCACGGGAAACACACACACACAGGACCGACGGGAGGCGGCACGUUCAUCCAUUCAUUCACCUCCAGCGCAGGAGGCGAGCCGCCCCACACCGGCCCCGAAGCAGCUCCACCAGCCGGUCCCCUCCGGUGGCUCACAAGCGACCAAAAAAACACACAAAACUCCACACCAGAAAUGGCACACUCGAAGCAUCAACAGUGUCCCCCCAAAGUGUGAAACUCCGCCCGCGUUGUGUGUGCCCUCAGGGAAUCAAACAACCAUCGUCGGCGGACGCUGUGGCUUUGCAACAAGGACCAUGUGGUUCCUGCCCGCCCUGGUGCUCCUCUCGGAGCUCUCAGUGGUGAGAGUCCAGACCGCUCCGUGCCAGACCUGCCGGAAACUCACAGAGAGUUUCAUCAAGGGCUUGGAGAGAACGGCCACCAAGAACUUUGGGGGAGGAAACACUGCCUGGGAAGAAGAGAAGCUGGCCAAGUAUGCAAGCAGUGAGACUCGGCUCCUGGAGAUCGUGGAAGCUGCUUGUGAGAAAGCCGAUUUUGAAUGUAACCAGCUGCUGGAGCAGAUAGAGGACCAGGUGGAGACAUGGUGGUUCCACAGGCAGCAGGAGGCACCAGACCUGUUUGAGUGGUUGUGCAUACAGGAGCUGAGAGUCUGCUGUCUACCUGGGCGCUUUGGACCUGACUGCAAAGAGUGCCCCUCGACGCCUGGCGGUGUCUGUGGAGGACUGGGCCGCUGCGAGGGGGAGGGGACCCGCCUCGGUGACGGGGAGUGUGUCUGUGAUCCCGGGUACUCGGGUCAUCUGUGCCAGAGCUGUGCUGACGGCUACUUCAGGGAGAAGAGCUCCAACAACGGCACAGGAGCCUGUGCAGCUUGCUACCACUCGUGUAAGAAGUGCGCAGGGCCGCAGGACUACAAAUGCCUCGCCUGCAAACCCGGCUGGAUCCUUCAUGACAACAAGUGCGUGGACGUGGACGAGUGUGGUACGGAGCUGGCUCGUUGUCCUUCUAACACCUUCUGUCACAACACAGAAGGAUCUUAUGAAUGCAGAGGCUGUGACCAGGCGUGUGUGGGCUGCAUGGGGACCGGCCCCGCCCGCUGCAAGAAAUGUGCACGUGGCUACAGACUGAGAGGGGCCAAGUGUCUCGACGUCGAUGAAUGCAGCGAUCAGGCGAUCGCGUGCCCCGGACUCAACGAGGCCUGCAUCAACGAGGAGGGCUCCUUCCACUGUGACUGUGCUGAUGGAUUCAUCAGGAGAGAUAGCAUCUGUGUGGAGAACAAGCCUCCCGCUGGCCCAGAGAAGGGUCUGUUUGACGACAUGACGGACGACGAGGUCCUCGUGCUGCAGCAGAUGUUCUUCGGCAUCGUGAUCUGCGCCAUAGCCACGCUGGCCGCUAAGGGCGACAUGGUUUUCACCGCCAUCUUCAUCGGAGGCGUGGCCGCCAUGGCCGGAUACUGGCUGACGGAGAAGGGAGACUACAUGCUGGAUGGAUUCCUGAAGGGACGCUAGACUGCCUGCAGAGAAAGGACCAGCAGCCAGUUAAGGAGAAGAAGACUCAACAGGUGGGGGGGGGGGGAAGGGGGAGAACUCGAAAGGCCGUGAAUAUUGAAGAGGAAGAACGAAGCAAAACUGCACUGACACAAAGGAGCUGAACUCGAUCCCUUUCCUCAACUUUGUUGGGAGCAAGCGGGGACACAAAGACCACAGCUGAUUGUUAAAAUCUAUUAUGCAUUUGGACGUCUCAUCUGGCCGCCAUGUUGAAGCGAUGUCCGUUUCUUCCAGCUGAUCCCAAACCUCCCUCCAUCACGCCCAUCAUGUCUUCAUCAUCUGGAUGCUGUGGAGCAGAAGGUUUCCCCACAGUCUGAACGCUACUCGAGUUUCCGCCGUGUCUCCAGAUUCCAGAAAGCGGGCGUUUGUUCAGAUGAGGGAAUCUUUAGGAAUUUGCUUCAGUCGCCCCAAAAAGCUCAUUUAAACUCUGGGAUGUUUGAAUAAGGAGCCGCUGGUUAUUUAUGUCCACAGAAUGACUUUUUACCUCCUUACGUACUGAAUGGUUAUUUUGACUAAUAAUGCAUGAGAAUAGGAUUUGAAGUAAUCGGUAUUGAACCUUAUGGAUGGAUGUAUUUAUUUAUUUAUUUAUUUAUGGACUUAGUUUAGCAUGAAAGACUGACUCCAUCAGCUGUGUUGGAUCACCCACACAAUACUGCUGUUUGCUCAUUGUGCUUAAAUAUCAGCUCACAUCUGGAUGAUUAAAGCCAUUUUCUGUUGCCUUUUCAGCAAUAUUUAUUGGGAAAGAUAUUUAUAACAUUUGGCUCUUGACAUUUCCCUUUGUGUGUAUUUUUUCGAUGCAGUUUCUCUUGUUUCUCCAGCAGAUAAAGUAGCGUCAUGUUAGAAAGCCGCCAAAGCAUCUCCUCUUACUCCCACCCAUCUACUUUGUUUUUCCCAGUUUGGAAAGUCAUCGUUAUCUUACUUACGUUUUGCUUUAAAAUAAAAACUGUCACUCCGUUUUUUAAAUUUGAAUUUCUGUCUUGAUUUUUGUGACAUUCCUUGUUGCUCUAAAUAAAUAAAGAGAGUGAGUAAACACA